Cylicocyclus nassatus is the source of this 3274-nucleotide messenger RNA. The record is from the annotation of a GenBank genome assembly. NCBI's taxonomy places the organism in Eukaryota, Metazoa, Nematoda, Chromadorea, Rhabditida, Strongylidae.
UUUUUAGAUCUGUCAGUUGAAUCCUUUCAAACUAGUUACAUUUGUAACUAGUGCAUUUUUGUGAUACAAGACGUUUACAAAGAUAUGGGAAUGAGGCUGGAUCGCUCAGAAGUCCAGGAGAUUCUACAAAAGUUUGUCAUCAGCGAAGAUGACUUACAUAUCAUCAGCGAGAAAAUAGAGUUGGAAAUGGAAGCUGGCCUGUCCAGCGUGGACGGGUCUAGCAUUGCCAUGUUACCCUCCUAUGUUCCAGCAUUACCUGAUGGAUCAGAAGAAGGGAAAUAUGUUGCCAUCGACUUGUCCGGUAAAAAUUUGCGUAUCAUGCUGUUAACUCUCAAUGGCAAAGGACGUGAACCUACUGCGGUUAAUAACAAUUAUAUCGUACCCAAUCAUGUGAUGAAAGGUACAGGAGAUCAGCUGUUCACUUUUAUUGUCAACUGUUUGCAACGCUUUUUGCAAGAGUUCGGAUUGGUGGAGGCAAAUUUACCCAUUGGAUUCGUGUUUUCUUACCCAUGUGAACUUCUUUCAAUACGAUCUGCUCGACUACUGUGGUGGACUAAAGGAUUCGAUAUCAAAGAUUGUCUUAGAAAAGAUGUUGUCCAACUCUUAGAGGAAGCUUUGGAAAUGAAUAUGUCUACCAAAGCACAAAUCAAAGCUGUGAUGAAUGAUACCGUUGGUCAGUUGGCCGCCGCUGGACACAAAUACGGUCCGGAGUGUACUAUCGGGGUUGUGAUAGGCUAUGGAUGUAACUCUUCCUAUUUGGAAAAAACAUCUCGCAUUACCAAAUUCGAUGCAGAGGGUGUUGGAUAUAAACAUCCCAAUAUGGUUGUCGUAACCGAAUGGGAGGAAUUCGGAUCAAAGGGUGAAUUGGAUUCUAUACUUACGCAAUUCGACAAAGAAAUUGAUGCGGCGUCUGUUCAUCAGGGAAAACAGAUUAUUGACAAACUAACGGGUGCUCUUUAUCUGGGUGAAUUGGUGCGUCGGGUAUUGUCGCAGCUAGUAUUGGAUAGAGUACUAUUUGAUGGUCAACCAUGUGAAAAACUUGAUGAAGCAGAUGCUUUCCCUACAAAAUACAUAAGCGAGAUACUAGCAGAAGAAGAUGGAAGUUAUAAAGCCUGCCGUAGAAUUUGCGACGAGUUGGAUGUGCCAAUGCAUGGAUCAAGUGACUACCAUAUUAUUCGUGAUGUUUGCUUCGCCGUCUCUGAUCGCAGCGCAGCCAUCGUUGCAGCGGCCAUAAGUGCUCUGCUUCGUCAUUUGGAGGUUUCUCGAGUCAAAAUCGGUGUUGGUGGUGCUCUGAUCCAGUUCCAUCCGAUCUAUCACAAACUGCUCCAUGAUAAACUUGUUGAUCUCGCUCCGUUAUGCACAGAGUGGGAGUUGGUGCCAGCUGACGAAGGCAGUGCUCGGGGAGCGGCGCUUAUCGCAGCAGUAGCCGAGAAGAUGAAGCUAUACACUUUUGCCAAAACUAUCUGCUUAGCAUCCAUUUAUCGUGUGGGAGAUAUCGCCAUUGUUGCGAGAUUUGUGCUGAGCUCGUUCACCGUUUUUGGCUCAUUUUCUAGUGCAGCUAGUGCGUUCAAACGUAUACGAGCGAUGCCGCAUUUUGCUCGUACAUCGUUAGACUCAUGGCUAUUUGUGUGGUAUAUUGUUGCACGUAGCAAUUUUUCGCAGCAGUCAAACAGUCAGGCCCGACAAGAGGACUGUUCGGUUAUGUUUCGUCGUGCCACAAACUUGCUUGCCAGGUCAUCUGUAGGAAAGGUAGCACAACAACGGUUUCUCAAUCUGCAUGAAUACCAAAGUAAAGAGCUCCUCCAUAAGCAUGGAUGUACCGUGCAGAAUUUUAUCGUAGCAUCGGAUGUAGAAGAAGCUAGAGAAAAGCUGAAAAGAUUCGAGAUGUUGUUUGAAGGUGAUAUUGAGUAUGUAGUAAAGGCACAAAUUCUUGCUGGCGGUCGUGGCAAAGGUCACUUUAUUGGUGGGGAUGACAAAAUACGAGGAGUAUUCAUCACAUUAGAUCGUGACGAAUGUUUGAAAUCUAUACCAAGGAUGCUCGGUAAACGAUUAGUCACCAAGCAGACAACCAAGAAUGGAGUGGAAGUGAAAAAGGUGAUGGUUGCCGAAGGAGUACCCAUCAAGCGAGAGACAUAUGUGGCUGUACUUAUGGACAGGGAUUCGAAUGGACCAGUCAUUGUAGCUUCGCCAGCUGGAGGUGUAGAUAUCGAAACUGUAGCCCACGAGACUCCACAUUUAAUAUUCAAAGAGCCCAUUGACAUUGAAGUAGGGAUAACUGAUGAACAAGCUAUGAAAAUUGCGAAAAACUUACAGUUCAGCGGAGAAAUGGCGGAAAAGGCGGCCAAGGAGAUCAAGCUCCUGUAUAAAGCUUUCAUAUCUUCUGAUGCUACUCAAGUAGAGAUCAAUCCUUUUGUUGAAACGACUGAUGGACGAGUUUUUUGCAUGGACGCAAAAAUGAACUUCGACGACAGUGCUGCAUUUCGACAAAAAGAAAUUUUUGCUAUGGAAGAUCAAUCAGAACAGGAUGUCCGGGAAGUCGAGGCUCAAAAGCACAACUUAAAUUACGUAGGCAUGGACGGAAACAUUGCUUGCUUAGUGAAUGGUGCCGGUCUGGCCAUGGCGACCAUGGACAUUAUCAAAUUGAAAGGUGGAGAACCGGCAAAUUUUUUAGACGUUGGCGGAACGGUCACCGAGGAACAAGUCUAUCAAGCUUUCCGAAUCAUCACUGAAGAUGCAAAAGUAAAAUGCAUACUAGUGAAUAUAUUCGGUGGAAUAGUCAACUGUGCAACUAUUGCUAAGGGGGUAAUCAAAGCAUGCGAGAAGAUAAAAUUGAAAGUGCCUCUCGUGGUCCGAUUACAAGGUACAAAUGUUGACGAAGCUCGACGCAUUCUGAAGGAGUCUGGUCUACCAAUCAUCAGCGCAGGUGAUCUGAAUGAUGCUGCUGAGAAAGCAGUUGCUGCUCUAAAAUAGUGAAUUUACUUGCCUCUAGACCGAUCGAUACUGACAAAUUCAUAAACUUUCCUUAGUUUCCUCAUUUUUCAAAUCUUUCUAAGUUAUAUAGUGCCACUGUGUUCUGCCAUUUGUGUGUUUUCCGAUGAAUAUUGAUGAUCUUGCAAAAUUUCUCAAUUUCUAUGAGUUUAAUCCCAGUUGUCAUUCAUAAUUCUUCCCGUGCCUUGGUCACAUUCUAGUAAAUUGUUAAUUCGAUCGAGAUCUAUUAUACUCGAGCUUAUUAUCGUUUUCAAAGUUUGUUAGAUUCAGUAUCUCUUUUAGUGUC